Molecule: messenger RNA, 702 nt
Organism: Malurus melanocephalus (red-backed fairy wren)
Lineage: Eukaryota; Metazoa; Chordata; Aves; Passeriformes; Maluridae
Product: thymosin beta-15A homolog
Exons: 3
Coding region: 103-240 (45 amino acids)
Biological process (GO): regulation of cell migration; actin filament organization
Cellular component (GO): cytoplasm
Molecular function (GO): actin monomer binding
Source: RefSeq, a predicted model, not a curated record
GCGGCGCGCGCUCCAGACUCACCUGGACGCGCAGGGAACGGUACCGGUACCGGUCACACAUCGCAUCCGCCGCACAUCGAACCGCACAGCGCCGCAGGCAAAAUGUGCGAUAAACCAGACCUCUCGGAGGUGGAGAAAUUCGACAAGAAAAAGCUGAAGAAAACCAACACGGAGGAGAAGAACACGCUGCCCUCCAAGGAGACUAUUGAGCAGGAGAAGGAAUGUGUGAAGUCUUCCUAGAGAGAGAUUGCCUGGAAGGAAGAGCGACUACUCAAUUAUUUUGCUUUGAAAUGAAUCGUGUGGGUUUUUUUAAAUUUACAUCACGUACAUGUAUAGAAAACAGCUGUAUCWCCUAACACACUGUCCCACUUUGCUAGCAGCUUUGGCAGGUGAGGGGGCAAAGUGUGGUCCUCUCAGUCCAUCAGUAGCCUGACCCAAUGCCAUCUCUGCUGCUCAGCUGCCUCCUGUGACAGCAUUGAUCUUGCUCAGAUGCAGUGGGGAGAUGAGCAAGGGCCAUGGAGGCUUCUGGAGAUGGACCCCUUCUGCCUGGAGGAGUGGGGAACCUUUCUGGCCUCACCUCUGGCCUGGGUCUGUCUUGUAAAUUCUUCACUGACAGUGUUCUGUAGCCUCACUCACUGUUUUUUGUCUUCCUUGGGGGAAAAAUGAGAAGUUUAUUAUAAAAUAAAAAAUUGUAAUGAUCUA